AUGUGGUCCGACCACGCACCGCUCACGAUUCAACUAACAUCGCCAUUACACAAACCCAAAACCAUGACAUGGCGGCUCCAUGAAAACCUCCUAUCCAACCCGCAGGUGGCCCAAGACAUACAACAAGCCCUGACGAAUUACUUCGCCGAGAACUUACCACAGGACACAUCCCCCCUCUUGACAUGGGAGGCCCACAAGUGUGUGAUUAGAGGGAUCCUUAUCUCACACUCCUCUGCCCUGAAAAAGGCACAGGAACACACGAUCCGAGAACUAACCGCCAAAAUAGGGACCCUAACACAGGCCCACAAACGAACACUAGAUGACACACUUCUCAGGGAACUCACAGCAGCCCGCGAAGAACUAGCACGGGUCCUGCGGCAAUC
Pelobates cultripes (western spadefoot toad) is the source of this 383-nucleotide messenger RNA. The record is from the annotation of a GenBank genome assembly. Lineage: Eukaryota; Metazoa; Chordata; Amphibia; Anura; Pelobatidae.